Messenger RNA from Prosopis cineraria, 1238 nucleotides. RefSeq names its product calcium-binding protein CBP-like. The transcript has 5 exons. The coding region runs from base 217 to 1071 and encodes 284 amino acids. The record is from RefSeq and is a predicted model, not a curated record. NCBI's taxonomy places the organism in Eukaryota, Viridiplantae, Streptophyta, Magnoliopsida, Fabales, Fabaceae. Gene Ontology annotation, molecular function: calcium ion binding.
CGAAACCAACGGCGGGUGUUAAUGUUAUUGUAUAAUGACUAUGAUCCCACAAGUUCCCGACGAAAUUUUCGGAUCCUCGCGCGCGUGCAAUACACACACAAAUAAAUAAUCUCUUUUGCAGUUUCGAUGAUACAACAGCAAUCCUCUCCAUCGAAUCAUCGUGAUAAUUUUCUGAUCAAGACAUCGAACCAGCGAUAAUCCCCUUCUCCGUUAAACAUGUCUGGGUAUCCAAACACGCCCCCUGGGUACGGAUACGGGUACAGUGCUCCUCCGACGGCGAACCCGUAUGGCGGACCUCCGACUUCCAACCCUUACGGCGCACCGCCUCCUGCUCAACACUACUCUGCCAACCCGUACGGUGGGCCUCCGCCAUCGCAUGUACAGAGCACCCCUUAUGACCAGUACUCUGCCAGUGCCCCUUAUUCGUCAUCUUCUGGACAGAUUAAACCCCCCAAGGAUUAUUCUCAUUCCUAUGGUCGCGGUUACCAGCCAUCGGCCACGCCACCGUAUGGGAGUCCCUUCGCGUCACUGGUGCCGUCGGUGUUCCCUCCGGGUACGGAUCCCAAUGUCAUCGCGUGCUUCCAAUUGGCGGACCAGGACGGCAGUGGGUUGAUCGAUGACAAGGAAAUGCAGAGGGCGCUUUCUUCGUAUAACCAGAGCUUCAGCCUGAGGACUGUUCAUCUUCUCAUGCAUCAUUUUACCAACACUAACACCAAGAAGAUUGGACCCAAGGAAUUUACGGCUUUAUUUUACAGUCUGCAGAACUGGAGGGGCAUUUUUGAGAGAUUUGAUAUGGACAGGAGUGGCAGAAUUGAUUUGCCUGAGUUACGAGAUGCUCUGUUGAGUUUGGGGUUUGCAGUUUCACCUGCGGUAUUGGACUUGCUUGUCUCCAAGUUUGACAAAACUGGUGGGAAAAGCAAGGCUAUAGAAUAUGACAACUUCAUUGAGUGUUGUCUCACUGUCAAGGGUCUAAGCGAGAAAUUUAAGGAGAAGGAUACAUCUUACUCUGGUUCUGCAACCUUCACGUACGAGUCAUUUAUGCUUACUGUUUUGCCUUUCCUUGUUGCAUGAGAAUCAUUUAUUGGAUGCUGUUAAUGUAUGGUCUUGCUGUAGUUUGGGAGCUUUCUAGCUUUUUGUACUAUACUGUUGUAUAUCUAGCUUCAGUAGUUCAGUGUGGGAUUUUUGCAGCUUGGUGACAAAGGAUCGCUACACUGUUUUGUCAAGUCAAUUUUUUUUUU